Messenger RNA from Pseudophryne corroboree (corroboree frog), 1110 nucleotides. RefSeq lists its product as uncharacterized. Bases 1 to 1089 code for a protein of 362 amino acids. NCBI's taxonomy places the organism in Eukaryota, Metazoa, Chordata, Amphibia, Anura, Myobatrachidae. The transcript is spliced from 4 exons. The record is from RefSeq and is a predicted model, not a curated record.
AUGGCAGACCAGACCAAAGUAACUAGCCUCUUUUGUCUGUUUCAUGAAUAUGGAGCAUGGGCUGCAGAGUGUUUGAAUGUCCAGGUUGUGGACAGGCAGGUGCAAUGCUAUGAGAAAAAAAGUAGCACUUUGGGCGAACACAACGGCAAGCUGCUGCUGCUGCUGCUGGGAGCCCACACCAGGCCCCUUCUCAGGCCCCCUCCCCUUCUCGCCCACUCCCCCUCUCCAGCCACCUCACCCUCUCCGGCCCACACCCCCUCUCCAGCCACCUCACCCUCUCCGGCCCACACACCCUCUCCAGCCACCUCACCCUCUCCAGCCCACUCCCCCUCUCCAGCCACCUCACCCUCUCCGGCCCACACCCCCUCUCCAGCCACCUCACCCUCUCCGGCCCACACCCCCUCUCCAGCCACCUCACCCUCUCCAGCCCACUCCCCCUCUCCAGCCACCUCACCCUCUCCGGCCCACACCCCCUCUCCAGCCACCUCACCCUCUCCAGCCCACUCCCCCUCUCCAGCCACCUCACCCUCUCCGGCCCACACCCCCUCUCUUUCCCAAUCUCCCUCUCCGGCCCAAUCCCACUCUCUUUCCCAAUCCCCCUCUCCCGCCCAAUCCCACUCUCUUUCCCAAUCCCCCUCUCCGGCCCAAUCCCACUCUCUUUCCCAAUUCCCCUCUCCAGUCCAAUCCCACUCUCUUUCCCAAUCCCACUCUCUUUCCCAAUUCCCCUCUCUGCCCCCCUCCCCCUCUGUGUCCCAAAAAAACACUCCACCACCCUAUCAUUCACAAACCCCCUCUGUAAGGACCUCCCCCUUCCAUACGCUUACACAAUUAGACCUUCCUUCCCCCAUCCAGCACCCAUCCCCCAUCCAGCCAACCUCACCCAUCCAGCCUCCAUCCCCCAGCCAGCCACCUUCGCCACCAUGUGAAUGGGCAGCAGAGGCCCCGGAGCCACUUGAGGGAGGUGGGCAAGUGGCAGAGGAGAAUGUUGCAGUUGGAGAUCCCACAACUUUGCCAGGAAUUGUGGCCAGGAUUCAAAACAAUUUGAGGGCCGUGCUGGACGAUUUUGAAUUGUUAGAAUCAUUUUUCUAAAAAUUUAUUUUACAUUUUUGU